AUGAGGGGUUUAGUGAUGUUAAUAACUGCAACAUUGCUGUCAAAUGUGUUUUCUAAGACAGAUACAGUGAACAUUGGAGCCACUUUGAGCUUGAAAUCCCCGAGUGGGGAGGUCUCAGUCAUUGCCAUGAGGGCUGCUGUGGAUGAUAUCAACUCUGAUCCCAAUAUUUUGCCGGGAAAAAGAUUGAAUCUUUCGGUUCAUGAUGCAAAUUUCAGUGGCUUCCUCAGUAUUAUUGAUGUAUUGAAGUUCAUGGAGAUUAAUAUGGUGGCUGUCAUUGGUCCAUUUAGUUCUAGAAUAGCUCAUGUGCUUUCAAAUUUGGCAAAUGAAGUCCAUGUCCCGUUUUUAUCAUUCUUCGCAUUAGACCCCACACUUUCACCUCUUCAGUACCCGUAUUUCAUCCAAACGGCCCCUAAUGAUCUUUAUCUAAUGACUGCGAUUGCUGAAAUGAUAAGUUAUUUCGGUUAUCGAGAAGUAACUGCCAUAUAUACAGACGGUGACCAGUUUAGAAACAGCAUGUACAUAUUAAGUAGUAAACUAUGGGAGAAACGUUGUAAGCUUUCUAACAAAACAGCAGUGCCAGACUUCUCAUCUCCACAAGAUGUUCACAAUGUGCUAGUCAACGUUCGGUCAAUGGAAUCUCCUGUUGUUGUUGUGCAUACUUACCCUAAAGAAGGUCUAUUGGUUUUAAAAGCUGCUAAGAGGCUUGGCAUGAUAAAAAAAGGGUAUGUUUGGAUUGUAACCACUUGGUUAACAAAUGUUUUGGAUACUACUGGUUUUUCUACUAUAAGUGCAUCAGAUUUACAAGGGGUUCUCACGCUUCGGCCUCACAUACCAGAUUCGGAUAAAAGACAAGAUUUUGAAAGAAGGUGGAAGAUUUUGAGUAACGGGUCGAUUGGGUUUAAUACGUAUUGUUUAUAUGCUUAUGAUACAGUUUGGAUGAUUGCACACGCCCUUGACAAGUUUUUUAAUGAAGGUAGCAAAAUUUCUUUCUCUGAUUAUACUCGUGUGAAGGGAACAAAAGGUUUGAAUCUUGCAGCACUUGGCAUAUUUGAUGGAGGAAAACGGUUGCUUACCAACUUAGUGAAAACAAAUAUGACCGGUCUCACUGGCCCGCUUCGGUUCAAUCCUGACCGGUCUGUGAUCCACCCUUCUUUUGAUAUAAUUAAUAUGGUUGGGGGCCAGAGUUGGCUUCUUGGAUACUGGUCGAACCACUCUGGGCUAUCGGUUCAGCCUCCAGAGACUCUUUAUGCAAAACCAUCGAACCGUUCUUCUUCUAAUCAACAUUUAAGAAGUGUGGUAUGGCCUGGGAACACAACAGAAAAGCCCCGUGGAUGGGAAUUUUUAAAUAAUGGGAAACCGUUAAGGAUUGGCAUUCCAGUCAGUGCUAGUUUUAAAGAAGUUGAUAUACAUGUCAACGGUUCAAAUGAAAUUCAUGGCUUUAGCAUAGAUGUUUUUCUUGCUGCACUAAAGUUGAUUCCAUAUCCAGUUCCUUAUGAGUUUGUCAAAUUUGGGGAUGGUCACACCAACCCGAGCUACACCGAGCUUGUAAAUAAAGUUGCACACAACGUGUUUGAUGUUGCUGUUGGUGAUAUUUCAAUCAUCACUAACCGUACAAAGGUUGUUGACUUCACACAGCCAUAUAUAGAAUCGGGUUUAGUUGUAGUGGUUCCUAUAAAGAAACUAUACUCGAGUGCUUGGGUUUUCUUGCGUCCGUUUACUCCACAACUGUGGAUCAUCACCACGGUUUUCUUUGUCAUAGUUGGAAUUGUUGUGUGGAUACUGGAACACGGGUGGAACGACAAAUUUAGGGGCCCACCAAAGCAACAGUUAGUCACCAUCCUCUGGUUUACCUCAUCAACUUUAUUUUUCGCACAUAAUGAAAGCAUUGUGAGCAGCCUUGGUCGACUGGUUCUAAGCAUUUGGCUUUUUGUAGUUCUGAUCGUCACCUCAAGUUACACCGCUAGCCUUUCAUCCAUUUUAACUGUUCAACAACUUUCAUCUCCAAUCCAAGGAAUUGAUUCACUGAUCUUGACCAAUGAACGAAUCGGGUUUCAAGUAGGAUCAUUUGCUGAAAAUUAUAUGAUGGAAGAACUCAACAUUCCAAGAUCAAGACUUAUGGCUCUUGGUUCCCCACAAGAGUAUGCUGAGAAACUCAGGGCAGGAAUAGUUGCAGCUAUUGUGGAUGAAAGGCCCUACAUCGAUCUUUUCCUUGCUGAUAACUGUGGGUUUCAAGUUGUUGGUGAAGAGUUCACUAAAAGCAGUUGGGGAUUUGCGUUUCCAAGGGACUCCCAGUUAGCUAUUGACAUGUCAACUGCCAUACUAAAAUUAUCUGACAAUGGUGAGCUUCAAAAGAUUCACGACUAUUGGCUUGAGAGAAAAACUUGCAACCCACAAAAUUUGGACUCGGAACAAAUUCAACUAAAAAGUUUUUGUGGACCGUUUCUCAUCUUUGGAGUUGUUUGUGCUUUGGCCCUCCUUACAUACUUUUGCAUGAUCUUUCAUAACUUCAGAAAGCACUAUUCGGACCUCCAGGACCGGUCUUUAAAAAACAGGUCCCAUGCAAUGCGUAGGUUUUUAUCGUUUGUAGAUGAGAAAGAAAUGGCAUCAAAGAACAAGCUAAAGAGAAAGAGGGAGAGGUCCAUAUAUAAGGUCAAACCGAAUUCAAGCCGAGUUAGAUGAAGAGUAAAAUGUGAAUAAGUGAUCGAACCCAAAUGUCUACGGCUGGUAUAUUGUAUAGCCAUAACCUAAACGGAUCAUAGUUGGUGUAAUUUGGUAUAUUGUAUAGCCAUAACAUAAACGAAUCAUAGUUGGUGUAAUUUGGUAACUUGCAUGAUAAUUGUAAUGUAUAUUUAGACAUACAUUCUUAAUCCCACGUAAUUGAUAAA
Helianthus annuus (common sunflower) is the source of this 2885-nucleotide messenger RNA. Its product is annotated as glutamate receptor 3.2. The record is from RefSeq and is a predicted model, not a curated record. The transcript has 6 exons. Gene Ontology annotation, molecular function: glutamate-gated receptor activity. NCBI's taxonomy places the organism in Eukaryota, Viridiplantae, Streptophyta, Magnoliopsida, Asterales, Asteraceae. Bases 1 to 2679 code for a protein of 892 amino acids. Gene Ontology annotation, cellular component: plasma membrane.